AUGUCUGUACAUAUGUACCCAUGUCCAGAGUUUUAUCAUGAUAUCCCCGACUGUCUGCGACCUACUCCGCAACAGGAAAAUGUACCGCAUCCUAUUGAAAUUGACUUUCUGGCAUUCCCCAAGUUGCGAGACGCGCUGAUUGAUCGUCCCGAGAUCUACCAGACCCAAAAACGCGCAUUCGAGCGGAAUUUCGCCAGUUGUUUAAGGCUACAGUGGCCGGGAGCCAAAUCACUCUUGAUCAUGAACGAUGAGGGUGAGAUCGGGCUCGACCCUGCCUUUGAGGCAUUUGCCGAAAAUAUUGACCACUGGGUCCUCAUUGAUCAAUGGCACGACGCAUAUCCAACACUUAACGAGUUUGUCAGUCGUGUGGAGAUUUGGGCGGUCUCUUGA
Fonsecaea pedrosoi CBS 271.37 is the source of this 390-nucleotide messenger RNA. RefSeq lists its product as uncharacterized. The transcript has a single exon. The record is from RefSeq and is a predicted model, not a curated record. Bases 1 to 390 code for a protein of 129 amino acids. NCBI's taxonomy places the organism in Eukaryota, Fungi, Ascomycota, Eurotiomycetes, Chaetothyriales, Herpotrichiellaceae.